This is a messenger RNA of Effrenium voratum, 1495 nucleotides long. NCBI's taxonomy places the organism in Eukaryota, Dinophyceae, Suessiales, Symbiodiniaceae. The record is from the annotation of a GenBank genome assembly.
CAAUCAUUUGCUCACGCCAAAGCAUCGGAAAGGGGCAUGAGAUCGGCAUGAGAUGGCCGAUGUCAGGCGGAGCGACGAGAGUCGCAAUGCGGCCAAUGGGCGGGGAGACCUGGCGCUGUGCGACCUGGGCAUGGGCCCUCUCUCGUGCUUUGUGACGAUGAAGCCCUUGUCCUGUGACUACCUCGCGCCCAUCAGCGCUGAUCGGCAUGAGGAGCAGGUAAGUCGCCAGGCGGACCCAAAGUUGGACCGCCCGAGCCCGAAGCCGAAGACGGAGCCGGGCCCCAUGCGCCCAAUGCCAAAAGCCGCGCCGGAGUCUCCGUCCAGUUGCCUCAGCAGCCCCAACCGCAGCGAGCGGUCGCUCUUCAAGCGCGGGCCCACCUUUGCGCCCGCGCCUUCGAGAUCCACGGAGUACCGGAACGAGGAGAGCUGGAGGGGCGCUACACGACUUGCCAGAGGCUCCAGUGUGAGCCUGGAGUCUCAGCAGAAGGAGCUGCUGUCGGCGUGGAACUCGGGACGACUGCUGGAGGCGUGGCGCCUGGUGGAGGAGUCCCGCGCCACGCAGCGGAACUUCCACGAGGUCUUGGACGACGUGGCGCUGGAGACGCUGAGGAGGGUGGAGGCCAGCUAUGCGCAGUCCUUGGACGAGCUGUCGCAGAAAUCUGGGGACUGGAUCAAGGACCGAGAUGAGGCGUCUGAUUUGGAUAUGGCCUUCCGGCUAACCAACGACACCUUGCAAGCUGUUGCCAGCACCGUCUGCAACGGCUGGGAUGUGGUUCAAGUGAUGGACGGCCUGCUUCAAUACGUCCUUCAGCAUGAGUACAACGGGGACAUUUUAGUGCAGCCGUUGGAUACAGAGUUGGAGCACGACAUGCUGCUCCAUGUAUACAGAUCCGGACACGGUGCCAAUGAAGAUAACAUUUUCCACAUGAGCUGGCUGGAUGCGUUGGACGAGCCCUUGGGGGCUCUGUGGUUGUCGAGCUACACGAACCCUUUGAAGCGGAGCCGGCACCCCACCACCUUCCGAAACGCAGCGCUGCCAAAGGCUCGCAGGGGCGCCGUGCGCCUGAGCUUCUGGCGGAGCUCCUUCGCCGUGGCCCCCCUUUGGCGCGACCGCGCGGGGGGCGGCAGGACGUCGCUGCGCGCCGUGCGGGUGACCUACGCACUAGCGCGGCGGCCCUCCAGCGCCGCGUGCAUCUUCCAGAACAUGAUGCACCGCGAGGUUGGGAAGAUGCUGACGAGAUUCAAAGACUUUCUCAACAGCGAGAACAUGAAAGCUGAGAGUCGGGCUGUCUAUGACUGCAUCCGAAGGCACAUCCAGGAGCGCGCCUCAGAAAGACCGGCCCAGGAAGCGGAGAGGUCGUUUCAGGAGCUUGCCAGCUUCCUGCACGAGGACUGGGCUGAUUACCACGACCCCGUGCACGUUAACGAUGUUAGCCAGUGAGCAGCGCACGAAACCUCCAAUUGGCCCUUCAGAGGCUUGGAGUUGCCAGUGAGA